AGGUGAAGCAUGCGCAAGGAGCUUCUGGUGUCGUUCUCCUUCGCCAUUGCGCUUGUGCUGCUGCUGCUUUGGCAGACCCAGACUCCCCGCUCCUCGCUCUACUACAACGAUCGGGGUCUGUCGUACAAGGAGAAGGAGGCGAUCAGAAAGUCCAAGGAGCUUGCAAGAGCAGCGGCUGGCAAGACUGAGCCUUCGCUCGUGGACACGUUCAUGAAGGCUUGGAGGAGGGGGAUGGUGGACAUGCAGAUGGUGUAUGACUACAAGAUCAGACCAUGGGAAGCAGCCCAUGGGUUGAAGGACAAGCAUGCCCAGCAGCUCAGGGUCGUCAUGACUGAGUGCGUUGACUGCGUGUCUCGCUGCCCCGCCUACAAGCAACAUCCUUUCAAGGCAGACAACUUCGAGCAGUUCCAGGAGAAGGCGAUGAAAAGAUGUGGAAACUGCUUCGAGGGCGUGAAAGGCCCUUGCCCGGCCAACCGAGACAACCAUGGCGUCUUGUGAUGGGAUAGGACCUGGCGAGCGGUCGAGCGCAGAGAAAGGAGAGGCAGGAGACCAAGGAAUGAGGAGGAGAAAGCUUAUUCAUUUUCAAUUUACAGCAUGGAAGAUCAUGUACAACAGUAAAGAUAGUAACCAA
This is a messenger RNA of Guillardia theta CCMP2712, 631 nucleotides long. RefSeq lists its product as hypothetical. The transcript has 6 exons. The record is from RefSeq and is a predicted model, not a curated record. Lineage: Eukaryota; Cryptophyceae; Pyrenomonadales; Geminigeraceae. The coding region runs from base 10 to 498 and encodes 162 amino acids.